Messenger RNA from Myodes glareolus (Bank vole), 2966 nucleotides. Lineage: Eukaryota; Metazoa; Chordata; Mammalia; Rodentia; Cricetidae. The record is from RefSeq and is a predicted model, not a curated record.
AAGGUCCAGGUUUAUAUGGCAAGGAGUCUUUGCUACGAGUCCAGCUCAUUUGCAACAAUGCCUUGGACAAGAGCGGCCUGUGGUCUCUUCCUGAUCUUGUUUUCUACCCACAUAGCAGCCGUAUCGAUUCAGCAUCUUGUGGAUGGACAUGACCAUGGUGCGGAUGGUGAACAGAAGGAUAUUUCAGAGAUCAACUUAGCUGCAGGCCUGAAUCUCUUCCAAGGGGACAUCCUUCUUCCGAGAACCAGAAAUGCCCUUAGAGACCCAACAAGCAGAUGGAAGUUCCCCAUUCCGUACAUCCUGGCUGACAACCUGGAUCUGAACGCCAAAGGAGCCAUCCUCAAAGCCUUUGAGAUGUUUCGCCUCAAGUCCUGUGUAGACUUCAAGCCCUAUGAAGGAGAGAGCUCGUAUAUCAUCUUCCAGAAAUUUUCUGGGUGCUGGUCUAUGGUUGGUGAUCAACAAGUGGGACAGAACCUUUCUAUUGGUGCGGGCUGUGACUAUAAGGCCAUCAUUGAACAUGAGAUCCUGCAUGCUCUGGGAUUUUACCAUGAGCAGUCAAGGACUGACCGGGAUGAUUAUGUGACCAUCCAUUGGGAUGAGAUUCUUCCAGACUAUGAACACAACUUCAACACUUACGAUGACAACACCAUCACAGACCUCAACACACCCUAUGAUUACGAGUCCGUGAUGCAUUAUGCACCAUUUUCAUUUAACAAGAAUGAAAGCGUCCCGACCAUCACCACCAAGAUCCCCGAGUUUAACAGCAUCAUUGGACAGCGCCUGGAUUUCAGUGCCAUUGACUUAGAGAGGCUGAAUCGAAUGUACAAUUGCACCGCGACCCACACCCUGCUGGACCACUGUGCCUUUGAGAAGACAGACAUCUGUGGAAUGAUUCAGGGAACCAGUAAUGAUGAUGACUGGGUCCGCGAGGACAGCAGUCGGCCUGGACAGGUGGACCACACUUUGGUGGGACGGUGCAAAGGUGCCGGUUACUUCAUGUCCUUCAAUACCAGCUUGGGGGUGGCAGAUGAGGCAGCCCUUCUGGAGUCGCGGAUCCUUUACCCCAAGAGGAAGCAGCAGUGCCUGCAGUUUUUUUAUAAGAUGACAGGAAGCCCCGCAGACAAACUCAGCAUCUGGGUGAGAAGGGAUGACAACGCAGGCAAUGUGCGCACGCUGGAGAAGAUACAGACCUUUCAAGGAGAUUCUGACCACAACUGGAAAAUUGCUCACGUGACACUCACAGAAGAAAAGAAGUUUCGCUACCUCUUCCAGGGCACCAAAGGUGACCCUCAGAACUCAGAUGGGGGUAUUUUCCUGGAUGACGUCACUCUGACAGAAACCCCCUGCCCCACUGGAGUCUGGACCAUACGGAACAUCAACCAGAUCCUUGAAAACACGGAGAAAGGGCAAGCACUCUUGAGCCCUAGGUUCUACAGUUCUGAAGGCUACGGUAUAGGGGUGACCCUGUACCCCAAUGGUAGAGUCACAAGUAAUCCUGGCUAUCUGGGACUCUCGUUCCACUUGUACAGUGGGGAGAACGAUGCAAUUCUGGAGUGGCCAGUGGAAAAUAGACAGGCCAUAAUGACCAUACUGGACCAGGACCCUGAUGUCCAGAAGAGGAUGUCCUUAACCUUGAUGUUCACAACCUCCAAGAGCCAAACAUCUUCAGCUAUAAAUGGCUCUGUCAUCUGGGACAGGCCGUCCCUGGUAGGAGUCUAUAAUGACACCUGUGACUGUUAUAGAAGCAUUGACUGGGGCUGGGGCCAGGCCAUCUCCCACGAGCUGCUGAGGAGGAGACGCUUCCUGAAGGACGACACCCUCAUCAUCUUCGUAGACUUUGAAGAUCUCACUCACCUGAGUCAGACUGAAGUUCCAGUUUCAGCCGAAAGUGUGGUCUCCCGAGGCCUCCUUCUCCAAGGUCAGGAGCCUCCUGUCUUGAGAGAAAGCGCUGGAAGAGCUUUGUUGGAGAAAGCCCUGCCAAGCAGCCUGGACCAGGGACAACCCAGCCGACAGAAGCGCUCAGUGAAGAAUACUGGCCCCAUGGAGGAUCACAACUGGCCGCAGUACUUCAGAGAUCCCUGCGACCCAAAUCCAUGUCAGAAUGAAGGCAUCUGUGUGAACGUGAAGGGCAUGGCCAGCUGCAGGUGCGUCUCUGGACAUGCCUUUUUCUACACGGGCGAGCGCUGCCAGGCCAUGCAAGUACAUGGCAGCGUGCUGGGCCUGGUCAUUGGUGGCAUCACUGGCUUGAUCUUCUUGACCUUUGUCACCUUUACCAACACGUACCAAAAGCUGAUACAGUGAGCAUAUCCCUGUUGCUGAUGCCCACCAGAACGCGGAGGUGUGUCCUCCACCAAGACUUCCUUCCUGUGGUCAGUGUACUUUGGGAUCUUGUUUUAUCAAGCAUUGUGAAAGGGGUCCCAACACCAAAGCCGCUGGCCGCGCCUGCAGUUCUUACUCUUUCGUCUCUGUGCAGCUGUGUUAGCCUUCUGUGAAUUCCUGCUGAACCCUUAUGUCCUGAGACAGCGGCCAUCACAUUUCAUUAUAAAUCUUUUGCUGACUUGACUCUCUCCCCUUUGACCACAAGCUCUAGUCAGACAGGGGCCUGUUGUCAUAGGCUAGCACGCUGGCCCCGGUGCUAUAAACAUACUUGGUGGCUGUGUUGUGGAUGCUCAGUGAGUAUGAAAUGAACGAACCAACAAGCGAGUGAGUAGCUGUGGCUCUGUAGUCAUUUGUUUCUAUUUCUAUUCCAGAUCAUAAAGAGAUGUAUUUAGAUUUAAAUACAGCACAGAUCAUUAAACGAUUAACUAGAUCAUAAAUCUAAAUGCAGGUGCUUUAAAGCAAAUAGCUUUCACCACAUGAAGUCGUCUUCUUGCUCCUUUUGUAUCCUGUGAAAUGACUGCCAAGAUUCCUCUGUACUUUCUUCUGCUCUGGUUUUAAAAAGGCUUAAUAAAUCCAAUAAAGAUGGA